UUCUAGCGUGGUACCACUCAGCGGUUUCGCUGAGCGUGUAGUUUGUAUUUUUCGUUGACUACGCGUAGGUAAUAAGAAGACAAUGAUGGAACCACUCCCGGAGGGCAUUGAGUCAGAGGAGAUGCAAGGAUGGCAGGCAAAUAUUUGGUCAUCAGAUUUUAAAUGUGUCAUGAUUUGAUUAUUAAUAUUAAAUACAUUCAGAUUUUUAAAAUCUAAAAAAAUCCAACAAGACUCCAAUUCAAUACACCCCUAAGUUUCCACUUUCCAAUGGCACUAGAACCGUGCCAUUUACUUGAUGCGCAUAUGAGGGGACGCACUACGCCGUGAGGAGAAAUGUUAGCUGUUUUGGGGGUUUCCUCUUCUGGAUGUGCCUUUAUAAAUAAAGCUGCCGUUCUCAAUCUCACUGGACUUCUCAAGCCAUUCCACUCUCGAAGGCUAGCAGUUAGAGCUCUCUCUUCAAUGUCGUACAACGCACAACUCGACGCCGCGAAGAAGGCUGCGACGCUUGCGGCUCGUCUCUGCCAGAAAGUUCAGAAGAAGCUGGUGCAAACCGAUGUGCAGUCAAAGUCAGAUCAGAGUCCGGUGACUGUGGCAGAUUAUGGUUCUCAGGCAGUGAUUAGUGUUAUAUUGCAAAAGGAGUUGCCUUCUUAUUCCUUUUCCUUAGUGGCUGAGGAGGACUCGGAAGACCUGCGCAAAGAGCAUUCACAAGAAACACUACAACGCAUCACAGAGAUUGUGAAUGAUACUCUUGCUUGUGCUGACUCUGGAAUUACUUCUCCCUUAUCUCAAGAAGAUGUGCUCGCUGCAAUUGAUAGUGGUAGAUCUGAUGGUGGCCCUUCGGGUUUUCAUUGGGUAUUAGAUCCCAUUGAUGGGACUAAGGGGUUUUUAAGAGGUGAUCAGUAUGCCAUUGCAUUGGGAUUGCUAGAUGAAGGUAAUGUAGUUUUGGGUGUUCUAGCCUGCCCCAAUCUUCCAUUAGCUUCUGUAGCAUACCAUGAUCAUGAAGGGGACAGUGGUUGCUUAUUUUUCGCUCAAGUUGGAGGUGGAACCUACAUGCAAAGUCUAGAAGGAUCUUCUCCUAAAAAGGUGCAUGUCACAGAUAUUGAAAACCCAGAAGAGGCAUCAAUUUUUGAAGCUUUUGAAGCAGCACAUUCAAUGCGUGACUUGUCUAGCUUGAUUGCAAAGAAACUAGGCGUGAAAGCAUCACCUGUUCGAAUAGAUAGUCAGGCCAAGUAUGCUGCAUUGUCGAGAGGAGAUGGAGCAAUAUAUAUGAGAUUUCCACAUAAGGGCUACCGUGAGAAGAUAUGGGAUCAUGCAGCUGGAUAUCUUGUUGUUUCUGAAGCUGGAGGUAUUGUGAGAGAUGCUGCAGGAAAGCCAUUAGACUUCUCUAGGGGAAGGUAUCUGGACUCGGACACCGGCAUCAUUGUUACCAAUCAGAAGUUGAUGCCCGCCCUACUAACGGCCGUUAGCGAAUCAUUGGCUGAAAAAGCUUCAUCUCUGUGAUCGAUAAGUGACCGGCGGGUCGUGCCAAUACCCAACUUGACGAACAAUUAAUAAUAUGCACUCCAUAAGCUAGCUAUUUGCAAUUUAUAUAUAAAUUGAAUAUAUAUUUCAGGUAUCGUUAUUGGGAAGGUUGUUGACACGGGUCGUUAUCCGGGAACAAAUGCGUACAAAAUAUUGAAUAUAAACGGAAAUAAUAGCCUUAAUAUAUUAAGGCAAGUUCUUAUUUGUGUUUUAUGUAAUCAUUUCUUUUUUGCUGCAUAAGAGGAGAAUUUUAAAAGUCUAUUUGAACUUGAAACCCCACUUUGUUUUCUCUGGUGGUCCUCCCCUUCGUUGGUGACUUCCAUCCAGCGACACAACAUACUGGUGAGAAAGCAUGUGCGCACGUACCCCAAAGCUCAAUUUGAUUUCCGUUGAUGUAUUAUUGUAGUUGAAUUAACGUUUAGCUAUAAAAUUAAGAGCGAUAUUGCUUGUAUACUGCAUCGCAUCUAUUGUUGGUGUUGUUUGAUGAUGAUGAUGAUUAUUAUUAUUUUGAACUGAAUCACUAUGAACUUCUCUAAAUUGUACAUUUAUCAACCUCGGAUCUUUUGUUAGAUCUACCAUGACGGGGUUAGAUCUUUUGUUGGAGAAUCUGCCAACAUUUGUUUUGACUAUUGCCUUUUAAUUAUUUAUUUUUAUGUUUCCAGUUAUCAGGAUGGUUUGUUGCAUACUUUGUUGGUUAGACUGUUCAAAUUAGUCCAAUUGUAGACCCAUUAAGGUAGUCCAAUUGCAGAAAAAAUAAACACUGCCUUUUUACCUAUUAACAAUGCAGACUGUAAGAUUUAAGCUGAUUCACCUACAAUAAUACAUCAACGGAAAUCAAAUUUGGCUUUGGGGUACGUGAGCACAUAGAAGCUUUCUCACCAGUAUGUUGUGUCGCUUGAUGGAAGUCACCAACGAAGGGGAGGACCACCAGAGAAAACAAAGUAGGAUUUCAAGUUCAAAUAGACUUUUAAAAUUCUCCUCUUAUGCAGCGAAAAAGAAAUGAUAACAUAAAACACAAACAAGAACUUGCCUUAAUAUAUUAAGGCUAUUAUUUCCGUUUAUAUUCAAUAUUUUGUACGCAUUUGUUCCCGGAUAACGACCCGUGUCAGCAGCCUUCCCAAUAACGAUACCUGAAAUGUUGGAGACAACACUUAUAUUCAAUAUUUUGUACGCAUUUCUCCAAAGGAGUCUGAUUUGGUUUGGCUA
Messenger RNA from Cuscuta campestris, 2727 nucleotides. The record is from the annotation of a GenBank genome assembly. NCBI's taxonomy places the organism in Eukaryota, Viridiplantae, Streptophyta, Magnoliopsida, Solanales, Convolvulaceae.